Fundulus heteroclitus (mummichog) is the source of this 2802-nucleotide messenger RNA. RefSeq names its product neuron-derived neurotrophic factor (gene ndnf). Gene Ontology annotation, molecular function: protein binding. Gene Ontology annotation, biological process: extracellular matrix organization. The record is from RefSeq and is a predicted model, not a curated record. Lineage: Eukaryota; Metazoa; Chordata; Actinopteri; Cyprinodontiformes; Fundulidae. The transcript has 4 exons. The coding region runs from base 301 to 2016 and encodes 571 amino acids.
ACACACACACACACACACACACACACUCUCUAUCUCUCUCUCUCACACAAACACACGCCACACACCCCUGCCCACUGGAGACCAGUUAAAUCCGCAAGAAAACUGCAAACGCGCAUCAGAGCGGUCGCCUAAUCCGAUUGAUCGGUCCAGACAAGACGCGUGAAAACUAGAGGAACUACUGGACACCACAGAGGACAACUUGCUCUUUUGAAUUUUUUUUUCUUUUCUUUCUGUGAGAUCGGGGUAUUUUUUUAUUCUAGGAGAGUUUUGGCAACAAGACGCACCAUCCUUAGAGAGAGAAUGAGACAGUGUAAAGGGUGGAGCUUGGUGCUGCUGAUGAUGCUGGGCCUGGGAUCUUUGGCCCAGAAGCUGCCUACAAGAGAUGAAGGGCUUUUUCAGAUGCAGAUCAGAGACAAGUCGAUGUUUCAUGACUCCUCCGUCAUACCAGAUGGGGCUGAGAUCAGUGGCUACCUUUUCAGGGACACGCCCAAAAGGUACUACUUUGUGGUGGAGGAAGACAACACCCCCUUGUCUGUGACAGUGACACCUUGUGAUGCUCCUCUGGAGUGGAAACUGACCCUGCAGGAGCUACCAGAGGACUCGAGUGGAGAAGGAUCAGGACAGCCAGAACCCCUGGACCAGCAGAAGCAGCAGGUGACUGUGGACGAAGGCACCGAUCUCUUUACCUACAAGGGAAACGACGUGGAGUCCUACAUGGCAACCAGCACGCCCUCCGGCCUCUACCAGCUGGAGUUGCUUUCCACCGAGAAAGACAGCAACUUCAAGGUGUACACCACCACAACCCCAGAGUCUGACCAGCCCUACCCGGAGCUGCCGUACGACCCCCGCGUGGACGUGACCGCUCUGGGUCGCACCACCGUCACUCUAGCCUGGAAGCCGACGCCCACAGGCUUUCUGAUGGGCCAGCCCGUGCAGUACUGUGUGGUGAUCAAUAAGGAGCACAACUUCAAAAGCAUGUGUGCCGCCGAGGCCAAAAUCAGUGCCGACGACGCUUUCAUGUUGGCUCCAAAGCCCAUCAGAGACUUUAGCCCGUUUGACUUUGUGCACUUUGGCUUUGUUCCCUCCGACAACGGCUUUGGCAAGGACCGAGGCCUUUCCAGCAACAGGAUCUCACGAGCGUAUUUAGCCAAACCCAAGGUGUCGGACAUUCAGAAGGUGUGCAUCGGCAACAAAAACAUCUACACGGUGUCGAACCUUAAACCAGACACGCAGUACUACUUCGAUGUGUUCGCUGUGAACUCGGCCACCAACACCAGCACAGCGUAUGUAGGAACAUUUGCUCGCACUAAAGAGGAGGCCCGUCAGAAGACCAUGGAGCUGAAGGACGGCAAAGUGUCGGACGUCUUCAUCAAGAGGAAGGGCACGAAGUUUCUGCGCUUUGCUCCCGUGUCCUCCCACCAGAAGGUCACUCUCUCCGUGCACUCGUGCCUAGAUUCGGUGCAGGUGCAGGUGAGGCGAGAUGGAAAGCUGCUGCUGUCCCAGAACGUGGAAGGGGUGCGGCAGUUCCAGCUGCGGGGCAAGCCCAAAGCCAAGUACCAGAUCCGCCUGCGGGGGAGCCGGAAGGGGGCGUCCACUCUGAAGGUGCUCGCCACCACGCGGCCCAGCAGCAAGCAGCCCUUCCCUUCUCUGCCGGAGGACACCCGCAUCAAGGCCUUCGACAAGCUGCGCACCUGCUCCUCCGUCACCGUGGCCUGGCUGGGCACGCAGGACCGCAACAAAUACUGCAUUUACCGCAAAGAGGUCGCUGACAACUACGGCGAGGAGCAGCGGCGCAGGGAGCAGAAUCAGUGCGCCGGGCCGGAGACCCGCAGGAAGUCCGAAAAGGUCCUGUGCAAGUACUUUCACAGCCCGAACCUGCAGAAAGCUGUGACCACAGAGACCAUCACGGGUCUGGAGCCGGGCAAGACCUACCUGCUGGACGUUUACGUGGUGGGACACAUGGGUCACUCAGUAAGAUACCAGAGCAAACUGGUGAAAACAAGGAAAUACUGCUAAAUGACACUGCAAAGAAUAAAUCUAUUAUAUAAAUAUAUAUAUUAAAUAAGUUUAUUUAACACUAAGUGAUAUUCUACUAAGAAGUGUACACAGACUGACUACUCAUGCAGCUGGUGGGCCUGUAGCAGAGACUGAACUGUUUGUAGAGAAAGAGAAGAGAUAUCAACCUGUAUAUUUAUGUUUACAUUUUAUCUCGGGGCGCCCGAGAGGCCCGAAGCGUGAGCUGCUUUUCCUACCAGGCUCAUCGUCGUUACAUCAUGUUGCCAGCGGGGAGGCGGAGCUUCAGAUAAAAAUCCCAUUUCUUCCUGUAGGUUUCUUUGUCCGCUGCAUGACGUUUGCUUUUGUCCGUCGCAUCCUUCCAGCAAGAGUCACCGAGGCUGGAGGAGACCCAGCGGCUUUCGGCUUUGUAUAGAUCUGUCAUCGCAUACUCUUUCCAUGUUUUAGGAGAAAUUUAAAUUAUUUUAUACUUUGUGUCUAUAUUUUUGAUGGUCUCUUUUUAUUGAUGACAGUGAUAACUGUUUUUAAGAUAAUUUCCAGUUUUAUGUGGAAGUUGUAGUUCAAGACAUUCCCUUUAUGUAUCCCAGCCAGUAUUUCCUCUAGAGCCCAUCUUGUAAAAGUAUACUGUUCUGUGCUGGAGAUCUGUGUUAUUAUCACUGUAUCGCUGUGUGUGUGUGUGUGUGUGUGUGUGUGUGUGUGUGUGAGUGUGUGUGUGUCACAUGUACAGAGAUGUCCUGCCAAUAUUCAUGUACAUAAAGCCUAAAUAUAGAACAAGUAAUCCCUGUGUCA